This is a messenger RNA of Onychostoma macrolepis, 2019 nucleotides long. RefSeq lists its product as uncharacterized. The transcript has 2 exons. Lineage: Eukaryota; Metazoa; Chordata; Actinopteri; Cypriniformes; Cyprinidae. The record is from RefSeq and is a predicted model, not a curated record. The coding region runs from base 729 to 1727 and encodes 332 amino acids.
GAAUCUCUAUGAUUCGAUUUCCUAAAGCUAAAAUUCAAAAUAAAAGCUUAAAUGAAGAGCUAAAUUUCUUACAACAUGCUAUAGUGUAACUGAGGAAAUGAGACACAUUGUUAAAUAGUCAAAAGGUUAAGAAUGUUAUGGAGAUGAGUUAAAAAAUAAAAAAGAGAUGUUAAAAUAUUUAAUUUAAUUUACUAGUUCAUUGUUGCAUAAAAAAAUGGAGAUGUACUGAUGAGUGCCACUAGAGGGCACUAAUGUUUUGAGUACUACAAGGCAAGUGGCAAGCGAAUAAAAAACUGCAGAUAGCAUGUGAAACUGUUCCUGUGUCAGUGAUCUGUGCAACUGAUAAAAGAAACAAAGACUACACAGCAAAAUCCCCAGUGUCAAAUUAACACUGUUGUUUGUUGCUGCCACUCCAUACAUCAUGUGAGAGCACUGUGAUAUCACUGUGACCAUGUGGAGAAACAGGAAGUAGAAUCUCCGCCCGGUGACCGAUAUUUGAGCUGCCUCCUCUCAACCUCAACAUUUUGAAUUCACAAUGAGCUCUCGUAUUACUCACACUGUGAGUAUCACCGUAUGAGAAUGGUGUGAUGUCACCAUGGUCAUCACAUGAUCUCACUUGUUGACUGGGUGUGGCAGUAGAGACAAAACCAGAAGAGGAUCUCGCAGUCUUCACAAGACGACAGAGUGGAAUAAUAUCACCGUUUGCUUAAUAGAAUAACCCUCAUAAAAUGGCAACCGAAAAAGUCUUCAGACCGAGAAUGAACAAGCGCAAUAUACGAGAGUUAUACCUUGAAGGAAAAUACAUUAGCAUACAAGAUCUGAAAGUCAGACAUGAUAUAAGUGAAGAACAACAAGUACAAAAGUAUCUUUCCAAAGACAUCUCAGAUUAUCCAACUCUUGUUGAAUUUCACAUCACAGAAGUGGCUCAUGUGACUAACAAGACAAGUCUUUCACGGAUCUGGAACUCAGAGGGAUUCAAGGGUCUUGAUAGAGAUUCGUUAUCAUGGUGGAGCCUGAAGAUUAAUGAAGCAGAUAUAAGUGCAGCAGAGGAGCGUUAUCUCGAGAAAUUGUUCCCAAACAUAACCAAAGAAGAAAAAACAGCUAAUCCGCCAUUCCUGAGAGAAUUCACUACAUCACCCUUGUUCCUGAACGAAACCUCACGCUACGGCAACUUCCGCUUCACAUUUCCUCUGACUGAACUGAUGGAAGCCUACAAAAAGCAGAAAUGUGAUGGUCAAGAGCCAGUUCUCCGGAUUUAUGAGACCAAACUUUUCAAGCAGGAGAUUGAGUAUGUUGUUCUCGUUCACAGCCCUGAGCUCAAUGAGCAGUUCAGUCGUUUUCCACUGCUUACAUCCACACCCAGCCCAGUUGUUGCUUAUGAUGGACAUCAAAUCAUCUGGAAAGCCCAAGCCAUUUGCGAAACUCACAACUUCCAACUGGCAAUCUGUGGAAACACAGCAGUGGCACAAACCAAGUAUCCAUAUCCUUUUUAUGUGUGGGAUCAGGUUAGUCUUGCCUUUCACACCAGUGAGGUCCUGACCUUCCCUAAAAGAAAGCUUAAAGCAAGCCUCAGUUGUUGUAAACUGGAUCCAAAGGUAAAACUUGCAUAUGGAGAAAAUUGCUUUUCCCUUGAUGAAGCUAAGAAAUGCAUUGAAAGCUUGCAAGAUGAUGAUGAAAAAGAAGAUGAAGAACAUAAAUCUGUAGAGGUGAAAAUGGAAGUGGACUGAAAGGUGUGCAAGUUCUGCAAGAUAUUUCAGUUAUGUUGCUUUGUAGUGUUUUGCCCUUCCUGCCAAGCAGCUUGGUCAUAAAUAAAUAAAAGUUGGAGGGUAAAUUUAAUUAUUAUUAUUAAUAUUAGUUACAUUGAGAGGCUGUAAUACAGCACUAUUUUUACCUAAUGCUCUCCGUCUUUCUUUAACCAGUCUAGUCACAAAAAGAUUUUAUUUUGUAUUUUAGUGCAGCUGCUAACUCAGCAUGCCUUGUGACUUUUGUCUGUGUAUUGAUAGUUGUGUCAAUAAAGCA